UCCCCGCCAGCCCGCGCCUCCCUUUAUCGCGCAGCGCCGAGCCGCGGGCAGCCAGAGCCGUUUAGGCGGGCGAGAGGGGAGCGUCGCUCGGCCCCGUCCUGCUCCUGACACUGUCCCCAGGCAGCCUGGGCUGAUCUCCCCGCGGCUGAAGCCCGGCGGCGGCAAACGACACGAAAUGAUGCCGGGAAAGACCCUGCGCAAGGGUGCGCAGCAGAACCCCGCUCUCCCAGCACAGGAAGCUGUGACGCAGUGCUCUUUGCAACUACGCAAAAUAGGAGAUAUAUGCAACCUGCAGCAGAAGAUUCUUAACGUUAUUACAAAACUGUUCUGCCCAGGAACGUGAAAACACUUUGAGAGAUGUCAAACAGAAAAGGAAGAAAACAAUGGUUUUGGAAAAGAUGGUCUUUACAAGCUUGUAAUAAAUGUCUUGAAUGAGAUGAGGAGAUGGAAUGAGCUCUAUGCAUUACUCACUGCUGUCUAGUCCCACUGAAGGGAAACUGUUGAAAUAUGAUUUCUCCGGAGAGCUGGACAUAUGUAUUGGCUGGUGGAUGUCGGUAUGGGGGAAAAAUUACAAUGAACCAUUCCAAAGAUUGACCUGUGGAGUGACUUGGAAGAGCAGGGAACCUGGGGUUCUCAUCUGACAAGUGUUUCAAUGGUUCACGAGUUGCAGCUAGUUCUAUGUCACUGUGAGCAACAGACAGAAGAUGCCAGUUACCUCCAAACAUUAGAUUGAAAUGUACAAUGAAAACCAGUUUCUAAGUUCUUGAUUGAUUUUGUUUUCUACAAUGUAGACUCUAUAGUAUAAAGUCUGGUGCGGAACAUUGUUUUUUUUUUGUUUUUUCAUUUUUUGGUUGUAGCACAUUUACUGUCAGUGAUGUUACUUGUUAUGCAGAUGUUUCUCUAAGGAAUAACGUAAUUCUAUUAAUUAUGAGGCUGCAGUAAGGAUCUAGGAUGUAUAUAUGUGUAUGAAAAGUAUUUCAUGGAACUUAAAGAGAUGACUUAUGGCUUAUGCACUAGAAAUAGUGCAGAUGACUAUUCAAAUGGUGCCAUAAAGAAUGCAUUAAAACAGAUUAAAGGAAGCACAGUAACGUUGAGUGAUUAAGAAGGUAUAAGAAAUAUGAGUACGAAAAAUGCAUAGCAUUACAUAGCAAUUUACAUAGCAAAUUACAUAGCAAAACAAGAUUAUUGAUAGGUGUAUGAGUUUGGGGGAUAUUCCUUCAGAGCAGCAAAAGGAAUAUUCAAACAGAAUAAACUACUGGGGUGUUUUAAUUUUAUUAAGAAGUAAUAAAGUUACUCUCAAAACAAAUAGAAAGUUAAAGUAAAAUGGAAUAAGUGGUUUUCUGGAGAAAAAACAUUAAUUAUUUUUCAAAGACAGUAACUGCUUAGAUUAAGAGAUAUGUCAGUAAAACGGAAUGUUACAGUUGUUACAAAAAAGUAAUGUAUUGCUUCUAAAUGAAAGCUGAGCAGUUGCCUGGAAAUAAAGGAUAAGAAAAAAACAGCUCUUAUUUGGUGUCAACCUCUUUUUUGUUUGUAAUGAUGAAGAUGCUGUUAGUUUGUCUAAUGGAUGUAAUAUGAUAGUGAGAUGUUUGUCCUGUUCUUACUGAAAAGCUACACUGGGCCUGGCUUGGAGGAGAGACUUGUUCUGCACUUAAGUAUAUUAUACAAGCCCCUUGAGUCAAACACAAGAGACAAUGCAACUACCAUGUCUAAGCCAAAUUAAUCAGUGUCUUAAAAUGGGCUAAAUUAUACAGUGGAAUGUCAACUAGUAAGAAAAUGGAUGUAAGUGACAAAAUAAUGUAACUUGUCUGGGUUUGGUAUUCAGAGCGUGUGCAAAGUAAGUGUCAGUUUCAGGCUGAAGGAUGAUAUAGCAAGAAAAAUAAUUUGAAUUCACACUCUUGCUUCUACUACACUUUCCUCUUGCAUGUAAAUUACAUCUGUCUUACAUACUUUCUGAAUGCCAGAUCAGUGCACGUUAUACCAUUUCACUGCUUGCAUCCGUUUUGGGCUCCCUUGCCCUUCAUGAGCAACUAAGUCCACACUAAGUCAACAAUGACUUUGAGCCAGGGGUUCCCCAACUUCGUUCGCGUCUUGUUCAGUGUAAGCCCCUGGUGGGCCGUGAGACACGUUAUUUACCUGAGCGUCCGCAAGUACUGCUGCUCGCAGCUCCCAGUGGCCGCGCGUCGCCAUUCCUGGCCAAUGGGAGCUGCAGGCCACCGCUUACCCUGAACAAGCCGAAAACGAAGUCUGGGAACCCCUGAUUUGAGCCUAUGAUCUUGUACAAAUCUGAUUUCUUUCAUGAGGUUUUCAUUGUAAAGCUCUUUUCAGUACCCCAGGACCAAGUAUCCAGUUAUCUGAUUUGCUGACACUGAUUUCAUUAGGUAUAGUCUCAGAUUUUGUGGGUUUUUGUUUGUUUGUUAAUGUAUAAAGGGCCCAGUCCAGCUACCAGCAAAGGAACUUUUGCAUUGGCUUGAAUGAGAGCAGGAGAAGGCCCAACCAUAGCAAGGUUUCCUCUUCCUGUGACCUAUCCCAUAUUGUGUUCUCAGUGAGAACGUAGCAUUUCAGGAUGGUAUUGUUUUAUCCACAGCGCCACAAGUGAAUGUAAUAAACAUGAACUUGUCCCCCUAAAGAUCAUGUCUCAUUCAGAAGCACCUUUUCAGGUAUUAAAGGGUGACUGUCGUUUUCAUUUCUGUUAUGCCAAAUUUUAGCUCCCUGAAUAACUCCAUGAGACUAAGCAAAGCUGUUCAUUCAUGGUUUCAUCUAACAGCCACUGAAUUCAAUAGAAAGACUUCCAGUGGUUUCCAUGGAGUUGGAUCACAGUCUUAGAUGAAACUCCAGUGAGGUCAAUAAUAGUUAUGUCAGACUAAGAAUCUCAAGAAAAUUUAGUAUUAAGGAACUGUGUUGUUGCUAAAAUACAUCCAAAUUAAGGUGUUCAGCUCAAUGCAUGCAGCCUACAGUUAAUUAGGAUGCUAGCCAGGGUUUCAACUGGCCCGUCAGUAAUUCCAGGCUGUAAGCAGCAAAAAUAAUAGCAUAAAGCUGUGGGAAUGAACUAUGUAAAUGUCAGAGGGAUAUUUCAGCUAGGAAGUGCAGCACUUUAUUGUAUAGAUUUCUAAAGGCAAUGUUUAUUUUUCAUGGAAUGUUUUUAUGUUGCUAAAUUCCAUAGUGUGUUUAUUUGGUGAUUGUUUAAUGUUAUGUCAAAUCGAACUGUUUACAGUGAAUUCAAAAGAAGAAUUAAUUCAAAGUGACUAAUAUCUGUAUCAGUUUGAUUAUGUGUUCUGUGGAUACAGAUUCCUUGCAUUACUUUUCAAAAUGAUGUGCCAGAUGAUUGUAUCAACAUGAGAUUGUUUUUCUCAAGGCAUUUUUUUGGGUUAGGGACAGAUGUUUUGUUAUAUGUCCCAAUAAAGUGUGUCUGUUGUUAUUUCAUUAAGAUAAUAAACAUGCUGUGUUUGC
This is a messenger RNA of Gopherus evgoodei (Goodes thornscrub tortoise), 3447 nucleotides long. It is a transcript of the gene PMAIP1, whose product is annotated as phorbol-12-myristate-13-acetate-induced protein 1. Lineage: Eukaryota; Metazoa; Chordata; Testudines; Testudinidae. Bases 176 to 343 code for a protein of 55 amino acids. Gene Ontology annotation, biological process: release of cytochrome c from mitochondria; DNA damage response; apoptotic process. The record is from RefSeq and is a predicted model, not a curated record. The transcript has 2 exons.